Molecule: messenger RNA, 888 nt
Organism: Amaranthus tricolor (Joseph's coat)
Lineage: Eukaryota; Viridiplantae; Streptophyta; Magnoliopsida; Caryophyllales; Amaranthaceae
Product: histone acetyltransferase type B catalytic subunit-like
Exons: 3
Coding region: 1-876 (291 amino acids)
Biological process (GO): subtelomeric heterochromatin formation
Cellular component (GO): nucleus
Molecular function (GO): histone H4 acetyltransferase activity
Source: RefSeq, a predicted model, not a curated record
AUGUGUACCAUCUAUAGAAAUAAGGGGACGACAGUGGGGAAAACCCUUAAUGGAUGGUCCGAAAGCCCAAAAAAUUCGCUUAAACAUCACUCUGGUAGGAUCCAUUGCCGGUUGGACUUCCCAUUGCACCACUUCUCCGACUCAAUUCACAACCGAUUGCUUGGUUUUAUAGCUACCUAUCGUUUUUUCCAUUACCCUGAUAGUUCGCGGCUUCGACUUAGUCAGAUACUUAUAUUGCCUCCGUAUCAACAUAAAGGUUAUGGACGACAUCUUGUAGAGCUACUCAACCAUGUCGCGAUGUCGGAGGAUGUCUAUGACUUGACAGUUGAAGAACCAGUGGAUUCCUUGCAACAUGUUCGGUAUUACAUAGAUGUACCCCGUCUUCUUACCUGCAGUUCUGUGCAACGUGCUGUUGAAACUGCAGCAACACACCUAAAAGAAGCGAAUUUGUCAAAAAGAACGCAGGCUUGUCAGCUCCUUCCACCAUUAGCAGCGGUUGAAGAAGCGAGGAAGAGCUUGAAAAUUAACAAGAAACAUUUAAUAAAGUGCUGGGAGAUUCUUGUGUAUCUUGCCUUGGAUCCCAUCGACAAGUACAUGGAAAACUACAGAAUCUUCAUCACAGAUCAAGUGAAGAUCAGCGUAAUUGGGAAAGACUCGGGGACUAAUGGAAAACAGGUAAUCGAAACACCUAAUGAAUUUGGAGAAGCUUUUGUUUUGUACGAGCCUCAAGACGAAAAAGAUGGCCAGAUUGAGGUAGAUGUUGAUGAGGAUCAAAAGAAACAGCAAGAGGAACAGCUACUGCAAAUAGUCGAUGAAAGGCUAAAGGAGAUCCAAUUGGUGGCUCAAAAGGUUUCGGCUACCCAUUCAAAUAGCUAAACUCGAUCUAUU